AUGGCAGCACCACCACAAAAAGAGCUCAUUCGUGCACAGAACGGCAAUUAUGAAGUGACAAAACCAUUGGCCACCGGAACAUUUGGAUCGAUUUAUAAGGCAAAAAGGGAGAGUGAUGGAAAGUUGUUUGCUGUCAAAUGUGAAUCGUUGAAUAUGAAAAGUUCGCUUCUCCGUCAAAUGUCAGUCGUACUGGCAUCCAUUCAAUAUCCGUCUCCAUUUUUCGCAACGAUCGAAGAGCGCGGAACCGUACCGCAACGUUUUCUAUUUGUUGUCAUGCCAUUGUACGGCGAGAACUUGAUCGAUCUGAUGCACAGUGUCAGAGAACGCAAAUUUAGUAUGUCAACUGGUCUUCAUUUGGCUGAACAAACUUUGACGGCGAUCAGAGAUUUACAUCGCAAUGGAUUCAUUCAUCGUGACAUCAAGCCAACACAUUUUUGUAUUGGCAGAGAAUCCGAAGACCAAUAUCACCAUGUCUUCUUGUUGGAUUUCGGAUUGUGCAAAAGACCCAGAUUUGCAAAUAAGAACAAUGAAGCUGAAGAGCAGAUGCGAAAAAAUGCGAUUCUCUACCGUGGUGUGGUCAAAUACGCCAGUGUUCAUGCCCACCAAGGAAAAAACCUUGGAUACAAAGAUGACAUGGAAUCGUGGUGGUACAUGGUUUUGGAGUUUUUCCUCGGGGCACUCCCGUGGGCUCUUCUCAAUAAAGAAAGUGAGCAAGACGUUCUUCAUUUGAAAAAACGACUCACUGCUCAAAUGGUUGCUGCUUGUUGGAAGACAACUUCAGAGACAUCAUCGGCAUUUUUUGAACUUUUAUCGAUUGUUCGAGAGCCAAAGGACGUGGCAGAAUUUGUCGAUUACGAUAGAAUUGCUGAUGGAAUUACGAAACUUUUCGAAAAAUCAAAGGCGAAUCCUCAGGAGCCGCCAGACUGGGAUUGUAUGACUGAUUAUAAGGGACCUUCUUAUCAACAAGUUCCAAUGAUUGCACCACCAGAAGUUGGACUCAAACCAGAAAUGGAAUUUGGAAAGAAUGAUCCAGGAGCCGCUGCAGGAUCCGUUGAACCGAUGAAGUCUGCGGAAGGUGCGAAGAAGAAGAAAAAGAAGUCGAAGUCGAAAGGAAAGAAGGAGAAGGGUGGAAAGAAUCGGUCCGUUUCGGAAGAUGAAGGAUAA
Caenorhabditis remanei is the source of this 1164-nucleotide messenger RNA. RefSeq lists its product as uncharacterized. Gene Ontology annotation, biological process: peptidyl-serine phosphorylation; signal transduction. The coding region runs from base 1 to 1164 and encodes 387 amino acids. The transcript is spliced from 6 exons. Gene Ontology annotation, molecular function: ATP binding; protein serine/threonine kinase activity. Lineage: Eukaryota; Metazoa; Nematoda; Chromadorea; Rhabditida; Rhabditidae. Gene Ontology annotation, cellular component: nucleus; cytoplasm. The record is from RefSeq and is a predicted model, not a curated record.